This is a messenger RNA of Oryzias melastigma (Indian medaka), 2084 nucleotides long. RefSeq names its product secretory carrier membrane protein 2, like (gene scamp2l). Gene Ontology annotation, biological process: protein transport. Lineage: Eukaryota; Metazoa; Chordata; Actinopteri; Beloniformes; Adrianichthyidae. Gene Ontology annotation, cellular component: recycling endosome membrane; trans-Golgi network membrane. The record is from RefSeq and is a predicted model, not a curated record. The transcript has 9 exons. Bases 167 to 1177 code for a protein of 336 amino acids.
GGAUCAGGGAUGACUCUGCUCUGGGCGCGCGGCGGUGACGCUGCCUGCAGAUGGAGUGACGCAUGCGCAGAAGCCCGGCUCCACGGCAACAUCAGAAGGAGCCGCCGGUGAGACGGGAGUCGUCGCUGCACUGACCGCCGCGCUGAAACGCCGUCUUUUCUCCACGAUGUCCGACUUCGACAGCAACCCUUUCGCCGACCCCGUGGACGUGAACCCCUUCCAGGAUGAUUCUGUCGCCCAGGCCACCAGUGGAACCACUGAGAGCAUUGGGAGCUAUAACCCAUUCUCCUCCACUGAAAUGACAAAGUACUCUGGAACCACCAUCCCUGUCUCUGCGGCGUCCUCCCAGCCCGCCGUUCUGCAGACUUCCGUAGAGCAGAGUCCACAAGCCACAGCAGCAGCGGCUCAGGCUAAACUGGAGAAGCAGCAGGAGGAGCUGGAGAGGAAAGCAGCCGAGCUGGAACGAAAGGAGCAGGAGAUGCAGAACAGAAAUGCCAGGAACACUGGAGGAGCUAAAGAAAACAACUGGCCGCCUUUCCCAAAGUUCUGCCCCGUGAACCCCUGCUUCUAUCAGGAUUUUGAGGAGGAGAUUUCCGAGGACUAUCGCCAAAUUUGCAAGAGAAUGUACUACCUUUGGAUGUACCACAGUGCCACUCUGUUCCUGAACGUGCUGGCCUGCCUAGCUUACUUCACAGCAGACGCCUCCUACGGUGUGGACUUUGGCCUGUCCAUCCUUUGGUUCAUGCUCUUCACCCCUGUGUCCUUCAUCUGCUGGUACAGGCCAGUCUACAAGGCCUUCAGGUCUGACAGCUCCUUCAGCUUCUUUUUCUUCUUUUUUGUCUUUUUCUUCCAAGUUGUAGUGUACGUUAUCCAAACAGUUGGGAUUCCCAAAUGGGGAAACAGUGGCUGGAUCUCUGCGAUCAGCAUGAUCAGGACAAACCUGGCAGUCGCUGUGGUUAUGAUGGUGGUGGCCGGCUUUUUCACUGUAAACGCCAUUCUGGCCAUCAUCCUGCUGAAAAUGGUCCAUAGUAAGUACAGGAGAACGGGUGCCAGCUUCACCAAAGCCCAGCAGGAGUUCUCCCAGGGAGUCCUGACCAACAGGACCUUCCAGGGCGCUGCAGCCAGUGCAGCCACCUCUGCUGCUCAGGGAGCCUUUGGCAGAGGUCAGGGAAACUAAACGACGGCUUCCUGCCCCACUGCAGUAUCACCUUUACCCAGCAUGCAACUGAAGCCGGUCCUGAACAGAGGUUAUCAGGGUAACCAAAGUCAAUGAUAUGAGAUGAACAAAACAUGUAUUCCCUUUUAAGAUUUUUUUUUAUAUGGAUUAUUUGUUGACCCUAAUUGUUCAUUAAAGUAGCUUCAUAAAAACCUUCAUAUUAAAAUGAUAUUUGUUUAGUUUAUUCAUUUAAAGUUUAAAAGAAACCCAAACUCACUUGGACAUGACUUUUUGCACACUCUGUAUGUAGGCUAUACAAAGUUUAAAUUUUUUAGAACUACUGUUACAUUGCAGUUUUUUUAAAUGUUUUUAACAUUUGUAAAUGUCUCUUUGUAGAAGGCAAUCCAAGAUUAUUGAAGGUGACGGGAUGAAGGUCUGUCUUUGCUGUAGUUGUUGUUUUUAUGAAGUGACACUGAAGGGGUUUGUUGCUUCUUUUUUUAAAAAUUAGAUUUGCUAUUAGCUAGUGGAGAAAAAUCAUGUUUGUCAUUUUAAGGAGUAUUUGCUGUGAUUACUAAGAGGUCCGUGAGAUUUAAUGGAAAUGCAAUGUUUGUCUUUUUAAAGGAGCAGGAAGAACAAUGAUAUAUAUAGGAAUGCUUCAGGCUUUUGUUACUACUUGCAGAUUUCAGGCAUUUUUAGUGUUUCACUGUAAACACAUGUCAAAGUGGAUCAAACUGUUGAAAUGGUAACUGAUCUUUAAGCAGGUAUUAAAGUGUGUAGUCAGUCUCUUUUAUAGAUUUUUAUUUUGGUGAAGUUUCUCUGUCUUGAUCUAAAUGUGUAUGAAGAUGUACAGAUUUGUAAUAUAUUUAAAUGUCUUUAGUGGAUGGGAAACUUGAUUUAUGUCCUAAUAAACUAUUUAAGAAAACCUGAA